Lactuca virosa is the source of this 3339-nucleotide messenger RNA. Lineage: Eukaryota; Viridiplantae; Streptophyta; Magnoliopsida; Asterales; Asteraceae. The record is from the annotation of a GenBank genome assembly.
CUUGCUAGUAAUAAGCCAACUCGUUACCCCAAUGCCCGAUCUGAACAUCUCUCUCGCUUUCGCGCUUGCAUAAUCUUUUGAAAAUAGCUUUUAAUCACACACAUUUAGGGCUCCGAGACAUGGAAUCGGAUCUUCCAUUGAUGGAACUGACUGAAGAAGACGAUUCUCUUAUCCAACCGUUUCCAGAUCCCAAGCAAACACCUUCGAAAUCAUCAUUCAAUUACUUUAAUUGCUCGCCUCUCGCACUUCCACCUUCACGCACCAAAAGUCUGAAAGAUGGUGUUCAUACAGAGAAACCUAGCACUUCAUCUUCUGAAGCUAGCAACAAUAAAGAGAAUAUAAACUCAAACAAUUUAGAAAUGCCAAAAUUAGGUAUGGGACCUAUCCAAAUGAAGAGGAGAAAGAAGGGAGCAGAAUGCAAUUUGCGGAAAAGCUUAGCAUGGGAUAGAGCUUUCUUUACUGAUGAAGGCAUUCUUGAUCCUCGUGAAUUGAACAUGAUUACUGGUAUCAAUGCUUACACAUGUGGAAGGGGAUUGCCUACUAUAAGUGAAGAGGGAAAUAGCUCAUUUCCUUCAGGUAGCAGAUGUAGAAAUGAACCCAAUCAUAUGGAGACCUCUAAAGAAGCUCUACUUAAAGAGUUACAUAACAAGAGUCGCACAUCAAAGGGAAACAAAGUGGGAAAUCAUGAUUCUUUACCUCAUCAUAAAAUUACACACAAAGUUCUCUUAACUGAUCAUUCAAAUUCAAAUAGAACAAGGCCAAAUUCAAACAUUUUGAGAACAACAAAAAAGGAAUCCAAGCUUCCUAAACUACCCAUGUCAAAACUCGGAUCUUGCUCUUCUACAAAGGGUUCUAUAACAACAAGCCAAUUGAGGCAUAAUCUGAUUCCUAAACCACCUAUAAAUGCUCAGAAGAAUGUUGGGUUGAAAAGCUCCUUAAAAGACUUUAAAGCAAAAACAGGAUUAGACAACUCCCAUUCUAAAGAGCUAGCUCAAAAGACUGUAAAUUUUUUGACACACUCAUCUUCUAAAGCAACUUCUUCAACCAAAUCGCAGUUUGUACAUGUUGACAAAGCUAAUAGUGGGUUAGAAAUGGUUCCAGAUAGAUUGCAUUCAGGUGAAAUUCAUGACGAAUCUACCCCUCUUCCAGCUAAAACUCUACCUCAAUAUACUCCAACAACUUCAGUAAAGAACAACUCAUUGCCUUCAGGAUUAAGAUUGCCUUCACCUUCACUCCGAUUCUUUGAUCAGACAACAGCUACACCAAAAACACUGAGUGGACAAUGUUCUGUAUUAAAUUCUCAUACUACCCCUUGUGGUAGUCCAUCAUCCAAUUACAUGGUGAACAAAGGGGUUUUAAAUUCAAAUGUAUAUCAAGAUAUAGUGAGAAAAAUGCAAUACGAGUGUAUUAGUGCUUCUGAUGUUGACUCACAUAAGGUCAUUGAGCAAGAGAAAAGAAUCCUUGAACACAAGGGCAAAAUGGGAAUUGAGCAGAUUGCAUUGAAGGGUAAUGAGGAGAAUAGAGAAGGCAUGAAUGCCAGCAUUCAAUUGUCUGAAAAUGAUGAAAGAGUUCCUUUUAUUCUUGAAACAAAAGAUGAUCAUAUCUCCACUUCAGUGUCUACAUCUGAACAAUCCAUUCAGCAUCAAGAACAUAAUCUUUUGACUAUGGUUGAAGUGGGCCCAUGUGAAAUUGCAACUGAGAUUAAUGAUCAUCUUUUGGUAGAAGAAAGUGGCUCAACUUAUUCAAGUACUUAUCCACAGAGUUUGGAUAUAAUACCAGUAACAAUUGAAGAUGAAUUUAAAAACAAUAAUGAAAAUCAGAAGCAUCAAGAAAUGGGGAUAAUUAUUGAGAGCAUGUUAACAACUACAGAUAGGGUACAAGCUGAGGUGUCAAAGAUAAGCUUUGGGGAAGAAUUUGAAACUGAAGUGAAAGUGCUUCAAGAAACAAAAAGUCCAACAAUGUUGAAGAAGAGGUUAAAUAACAUCAAGAGGAAAGAUAACUCUUCAAUCAAGCAUCCAACAAAUGCUAUUGAAGCUGUUGAUGAGGAUCUUGUUGAAACAUCAAAAAGGGAACAAUCUGAUACCAAAAAAUCUAAUUCUUGUAAGGUUAAUCAUGUGGAGUCCCAGAGGGGUGAAAUUGGAAAAAAAGAAGAUGAUGUUGGAGCCACAACUCCUUGCAUUUCUGCUUUGAUGAAUUCUCAGUUCCAUGAAGGGCAUUAUGGUAAUUUCGUUAUGCCUGAAGAAAGCUCAGGUUUACACACAACUGAGGUUAAUGAUCAUAUUUCUCAAGAAAAAACUGUGAAUCCAAAUGUUCUUCAAGAAGAAAAUAACAAAGAAGCAACAGUGUUGAUGAAGAAGUCAAAUAGCAUCAAGAAGCAAGAUAAAAAAGAUGAUGCUGCUAAAGUAGUUGAUGAAAGUUCUUUACCUAUGGAAGAUGAUGCUAGAUGUAAUACUGAUACUAGCUCAAACUAUUCAAGUGAUAUGCUUAUGAAAGUAGAAAUUUUGGAAAAAGAAAAUGAAAUGCAUCACAAAAUAGGGAUAAAUAUUGGGAAUAUAAAACAAGGUAUUAUUAUUCAUGGAUGUGACUUAGAGAACUCAAAGAUAAGCUUUGGGGAAGAAGUUGAAGAAGCUCAAGUUCACCAUGAAUUGGAUAAUGGGAGCAACCUUAAAAAGAACAAAGAUGCAACAAUAUUGAUGAAGAGGUCAAAUAACAACAAGAAGCAAGAUAAGUCUUUGGUCAUACAUCAAGAGGAUCUUAUUCAAACAUCAAAAAGGGAACAAUCUGAUGCCAAACAAUCUAAUUCUUGUAAGGUUAAUUCUCAGUUCCAUGAAGGGCACUCUGGUAAUUUCAUUGUGCCUGAAGAAAGCUCAGGUCUACACACAACUGAGGUUAAUGAUCAUAUUUCUCUAGAAAAAAAUGCGAAUCCAAAUGCUCUUCAAGAAGAAAAUAACAAAGAAGCAACAGUGUUGAUGAAGAAGUCAAAUAACAUCAAGAGGCAAGAUAAUAAGUCUUUAGUUGUAGAUGCUGUACCCUUCUCUGAUGAAUGGUUAGCAGCUAUUGAAGCUGCUGGAGAGGAAAUCCUUACCAUGAAGUGUGGGGCUGUACAGCAUUCGCCUCCAGAUAAAUCUAUUCCUGAACGAAAUCCAUGGUCUCCGGUGAAAAAUAAAGCUAAUCAGAUUGGGCCUUACGACUGCACAAAGUACACAAAUGCAAUGCCCUCAAAUCCUCAUUUAUUGGAUUCAUAGUUUGUUUUGAGUUUGAUGCAUUUUUUUUAAUAAUAAAUUUUUAAUCUAUCUUUCCUUUCCUCGUAGAAAUGCAUCAGUAAAUACUUUCUUUCCC